This is a messenger RNA of Danio aesculapii, 3896 nucleotides long. RefSeq names its product MyoD family inhibitor (gene mdfi). NCBI's taxonomy places the organism in Eukaryota, Metazoa, Chordata, Actinopteri, Cypriniformes, Danionidae. Bases 518 to 1282 code for a protein of 254 amino acids. The record is from RefSeq and is a predicted model, not a curated record. The transcript has 5 exons.
CUCGAUCUGAGUGAGUGAGUGCGCGCGGCUGCUGCUGCACGAGAAACCUGAAAACACUGACGAGCGACUCAACAACUUCAUCUUAACUGGAAAUUAACAAAAUCUGAGAGGAAAAUCUUUUUACAACUGUUUACAUCUCAUGUUUCUUGUCUCCCACUCGCGUAGUAAGAAACGGCACACUGUUUUAUCCACUUUACGAUGUUUUCUGUCAAGUUUUUCUGACUUUGGGAGAGUUGGAAGACGAAGAUAAAUAUCCUGAAUUAUUCAACGCUGGAGAUCACAAAACAAACAAACAAAUGAGGAACAACGAGUGUCAACGUCGAUGUAAAUAAAACAAGUUAAAUAGUUGAAGAGAAAGAGAUACAUGAAGAGAAAGAAAGGACUUUUCCCCCGCUGAACGGGACACUUGAAAGUUUGUUUUGCGCGACCAUUAAAAGAUGCAUCACUAAAACAACACUGGUUCCGAGCGACCAUUGCAGGAUAAUUUCUAGUCACCUGGCACCUGGGUCCAGAACAGAUGUCCAAAGAGGACCACAGCCACAGUGCCAGCCCACCCGAACCUCCAGAUGGAGCCCAACCGGAGAGACUGUCAGAGGAAACUGUCACUGUCUCAAACCCAGAAGGGAAUGAAACCGGUGAGCAGACAGCACAGAACUCAAACACCCCACCCAUGGAAAAGACAGGAGACGUGGAGAAUGGCAACAACAACAACAGCCUGUCCCAACCGGACCUCACCAGCACUCCUGGCAAAAGCAUAACAUAUCAACCUCAGGCACGCUCUACACCCAUAAACCCCACGCUAACCAGCUCCACUGAAUCAGCCGCGCUGCUGAGGAGAGACAGCAAGCCACACAGCAAUGGGGUGAGAAACGGCACCUUCUCACGAGCCGCCUCUUCAUCAUCUUCAUCUUCAUCCACAGCCCAUAAAAACCCCAAGAAGUUACAGUCAAACCCAUCCAUCAACAGUCAGAGGAGCAAAGGAAGCUCCAAAUCCAACAGCUCCAAGAUCCCCACAGAGGCCCAGGAUGAUUGCUGUGUCCACUGCAUCCUGGCCUGCCUGUUCUGCGAGUUCCUCACACUGUGCAACAUCGUGCUGGACUGCGCCACCUGCGGCUCCUGCGCAUCGGACGACUCCUGCUUCUGCUGCUGCUGCGCUUCAGAGGAAUGCGGUGACUGUGACCUGCCCUGUGACAUGGACUGCGGCAUCAUUGACGCCUGCUGCGAGUCUGCAGACUGUCUGGAGAUCUGCAUGGAGUGCUGUGGCCUUUGCUUCUCCUCCUGAGACUGAUCUGAGACCUGCGAAGAAACGGGCAGACAAUGACAGACGCGAACCUAGCUGUGAGUUACAGUCAGGUAGCUUUCUUAUGAGGUUAGUGGUCCAACACUAGUGGAGUUACUCUGCAAUAGUCGUAUACAUGCAUAUGAACUCCUUCAGGAACGGUUUCUGCUUUAAUGUGUUUUGUUGAGUCUACAAUGGCAUGACGCUGAAAAUUAAAAUCAUCUGAGCGCCAAGUUUUUGAUAAAAGCUCAAUUGACAGGCACCCGGUGGUUUACAAAUUCCACAAUAAUGCACGCCGUGAAAGAGCUUGAACAAUGCAGUAUCAGCAAAAAAGCCUCUCAUGGAAGACUAAUCCAAAGAUCAUAUACACAGUCAACACUAUUUUGUAACGUUAAUCCCAAAUAUCACCUCUCAGUACGCACACAUACUGUAGUACACUGGUGUAGUCCUUUGAGGAUUACUAAAGCCAUAAAGUGUGAGUGUGAAACUCAUAGAUGUAUGCGAGCGGGAGAAAGACGUGUGUAUUUAAUAUAUGGUGCCAUACUACAGUUGUAUUAUAGAUUGUAUAUAAACGUGAAGAGAAUCUUGUCCAUCUCCACAUUUGGUUCUGUGAUGUUCACAUUCUUGUUUUGUUUUUUUCACUUCAUUAAGUCUUACUCAUACUGGAAUUAUACUGUAAAAGGUUGUGAAUUGCUCCCAUAUUUUUUAUUUCCCAAUGUGAAAUAUCUGUCUUGUGAUUCCAAAACUUUCCAUUUAAAGAAGUUGUGUGUGAAUCUAAAUGUUUGAUUCUCUAUCUACCUAUUGUUUUUUAUCUAGUAAAUGCCUAGCAUUAGCAGUAUUAUUUUAUCCAUUGCAAAAAAAAGUCCGGUUUCUUUACUGUCUACAGCCAGGUUCAGACUACAUGAUAUUUUAAUCCACGAUCCAUUUGAUGUUAGUGAAUUCUUGCUAAAGCAUAAACGACAAUAAGCACAUCAAGAUCUGGUCUGGGGUCAGUUCUUAUGCUAAUUAGUCUGUUAGCUGCAUUUGAUUAAUGACCAUUUGGCAUUGUCAUUUCAAGCUGGUGAUACUUGAUGUACCGUUACGUACUGAUUUUUUUUUUUUAUUAGUAAUAUUUCUUAUACAAGUGUAUUGUUGGCUAAUACGUAAACUUUAUUCCCUACUUUUAAGAUAUCAAUAUAAACCUUUUAGGCUGCAUUCACACUGCAGGUUCAAGUGACUCAAUUAAACUUUUUUUUUUUUUACUCCCACGAGGCACAAAUUGGAUAUGGCUAGGACCACACGGAAUCUGCGUGCGCAGAAAUCUGCAGAUUUUUAGCCCAUCAUUGAGCCUAAUUAUUUACUUGUUUAAAUGUGUGUGAAUUUACAUUUAUUCAGUUUUUUAAUUAAUUUUAGUAAUUUUAUCGACUAAUAUGAAAGUGUACAAAUGAUUUAUUUACAAUACAGUUUGUGAAGUAAUAUUUUCUGUCUUUUAGUAGGUAUAUUAUAUGAGAGACUUGCUUUGUUUAACAAAUAAGUCAAUCUAGAUGGAUUUGCAUUGUUUUUGUACCCCUUCCCCUUCCCCUUGGUCCUUACAACCGAGGGUGAAUGAGAAGGGGUUCAAAAUAUAACUCUCAGAAUUGGGACAGCACUACAGCACCUGCACACGUCAUCAUAUGUCAUCACGAUCUCUUGCUUCAUAUGAGAUCAGACGAUCGCGACUGCUGUAGUUACUACAGUUGUGUUAUAUUUUUGGUAUUUAUCUUCAGGAAAUCACUGAAGGCAAUGAUAUUAUCAAAAUAAUAAUAUAAUGUGGCAAUAAGAUCGUAACUAUACUGUGCAUUUACACAGUGGCCAUAUAUUUAUCUAUGUAAACACACAAACACAACAUUAACAUUAUAGCAGACAGCUCUAACUAUAGCAGAAGCUCAUUCCCAGCCACUAGACAUUACUGGCUGGGCAUUUGAGUGUCAGAAUGUUGUGGGACUGCUGUACAGGAGUAAUGAUUAUGGAUCAUACAUCACGAAAUUUAGCGGCUUUUAUUUUAGCGUUUUUUUUUUUUUUUUUUUUUUAUAAAGCAUGACGGUAAAACACAAACGCGGUUAUGAAUAUAUUAAAACAAAUGCUUGUUUGUUGUAAAAAUUCGUAAUAAUGACAAAAAAUUCUAAUUUGUGGAUCUCCUUACUUCCGGGUGCAGUAUUUCUGCUGUUGUGGCUGGUGUAUUCUGGGAAAUUUUCUUAGCCCUUGAUUUCGAGUGUGGUCCUGAAAAAUCUUCAUUCAAAGGGGUAUUUACCCCUACGCCUUGACGUGAACGUGCAAAACGAGGGGAAGGGGAAGGGCUAAGGGGUAGAAUUGGGAUUGGGCCUAAGUCUUUAGUUGCGAUACUCCCAAAAUAAACCUGCAUACAUUUUUACAGAUUUGCGCCGCAGAGUUUUACAAAAUUCUCAGCAGAAAUAGCAAAAAAUGUCAGCAGAUUCUGUCUGGCCCUAGAUAUGGCCCAUGUACGUUUAAGCAGGAUCUGUGUUCUCGUAUCUGCAGUGUAAGCAAGUAAAUAGAAUUUUUACCCUGUCAACGUGAGUUGUGCAUCAUUAAAAACCAUAGUGAAUGACCUCAACUCUGAUGCUGUAAUUUCAGAACAGAC